This is a messenger RNA of Acanthochromis polyacanthus (spiny chromis), 8793 nucleotides long. It is a transcript of the gene mast2, whose product is annotated as microtubule associated serine/threonine kinase 2. Gene Ontology annotation, cellular component: microtubule cytoskeleton. The record is from RefSeq and is a predicted model, not a curated record. Lineage: Eukaryota; Metazoa; Chordata; Actinopteri; Pomacentridae. Gene Ontology annotation, biological process: intracellular signal transduction; peptidyl-serine phosphorylation. Gene Ontology annotation, molecular function: magnesium ion binding; protein binding; protein serine/threonine kinase activity.
UCCCCCUUACUGCACUGACCGGAUCAGAGUCAGGAAACAGGCUGAGCUGUGCCGUGCCCUGCACUUCAACCCGGUCUUCACACACAUAGCUCAGUCUUUAUCGGAGGAUGGACGAGGGUUCUAAGAAGACUUUUACAAUCUGAAAAAUCAUCGAACCCGAAUAAACGCACUGGACUCUUUGGGGGAAUAAUUUGGCAGUGCCUGUUGGGAGUGAGGGCAGACCUGUCAUGGUGUCACGGUGAUACUCGGCAGGUAGACGUUAGCAGGCAGCCUGGCUAGCGGCUCAGCUAGUCAAGCAGUGGGUAGCUAGCUUUUAGCAAGCAGCAGCCAUCACGAACUAACAAGUUGGUUUGAGGUGUCGUCAUAGGUGCAUCAAAAACUAGCCUAGCAUGGAUCAUUUUUACCCAGCAGACGUUAAACUAUCCAUGUGACCGACUUCAGCUCCCUGUUCAUUGUCUUCAAGGAGACUAGCAGCUGCUGGUGUUGCAAGGUUGAUUGACAGCUUGUCACGACGUGUUUUCCAGAUGUGGAGUCAACACGAUCAGUGUAGUUAGGCUCUAGAAUGGCGAAGCUUUGCUGCAGGACUGGUUGCUGACCGAGAAUGGCUACCCUGAACAAAAUUACCAGUAGACUCUCAACUACACCAGCAAGCGAUGAAUUUCGUUUUAGCAGCGAGCUGAAGUCCACACCAGACCAGCUGACACGUUGAAACCUGGGGCUGUCAUCUGGGCCAGUUCCAAACAGACAGGGAAGUGUUUUUACGGUAAAGACAAAGAUGAAGAGGACAGAAAAUCCAAACAAGAGGAAGCUGUGUGCCGUGGAGCAGCUGGAGAGUGGGGGACAAGAGAAAGAUGCGAAGGAGUUUGCAGCUCCCCCUCCUCUCCUCUUUAGGAAGCUGAGUAACCCCGACCUGUCACCUGCAGCAACUUCUGCAACAAAAUCCAAACUGCAUCGACAACUGAGCCAAGAUGAGAGCCGGGCUCGACGUAGCACCAUGGCCAUGACUGGUAAGCAACUGCUACCUCUGUCCAGCAGUCUGCAUGCUGGAGUGAGUCAGCUAGCCUGGCAGGGGCCUUCUGGAGGCUCUGGUGGGGUUGUGGCUGUCGGAGGAACAUCUACAGGAGGAGAGAUCAACAGCCUCGUUCGGAUGAGGAGCCAAACUCUGGGACAGUCUGCUCCCUCACUCACUGGACUGAAGGAGCUGAGCCUUCCCAGAAGAGGCAGUUUCUGUCGGGCAAGCAACAGGAAGAGCCUGAUCGUGACGUCCAGCACCUCCCCAACCCUGCCACGACCACACUCACCUCUGCAUGGACACACAGGUACCAGCCCACUGGACAGCCCUCGCAACUUUUCCCCCAACACAGCCGCACACUUUUCCUUCCUUCCUGCACGCAGUCACGGACACAGGGCUGACAGAACGGAUGGUAGACGCUGGUCUCUUGCCUCAUUGCCUUCCUCUGGAUAUGGCACCAACACUCCCAGCUCUACUGUCUCGUCCUCCUGUUCAUCUCAGGAGAAGCUGCACCAGCUGCCCUUCCAGCCCACACCUGACGAGUUGCACUUUCUUACCAAACACUUCAGCUCCGAGAGCAUCACAGAUGAGGAGGGACGACGCUCCCCUGCCAUGAGACCACGUUCUCGCAGCCUAAGCCCUGGGCGCUCACCUGUCUCCUUUGACCAUGAGAUUAUGAUGAUGAACCAUGUGUACAAGGAGAGGUUUCCUAAGGCGACAGCUCAGAUGGAGGAGCGUCUGGCUGAACUGCUCUCCUCCUCGGCUCCAGACAAGGUUUGCCCACUGGCUGACGGGGUCUUGAGCUUCAUCCACCAUCAGCUGAUAGAGCUGUCCAGAGACUGCUUGGAGAAAAGCAGAGAGGCCCUCAUCACCUCCCGCUAUUUUUACGAACUCCAGGAGAAUCUAGAAAAGCUGCUGCAAGAUGCUCAUGAACGUUCAGAAAGUGUGGAGGUUACCUUUGUCACACAACUCGUCAAGAAGCUGAUGAUAAUCAUCGCACGGCCAGCACGUCUUCUGGAGUGUCUGGAGUUUGACCCAGAGGAGUUCUAUCACUUGUUGGAAGCAGCUGAGGGCCAUGCAAAGGAAGGUCAAGGCAUCAAGUCAGACAUUCCACGAUAUAUUAUCAGCCAGCUGGGCCUCACCAAGGACCCUCUAGAGGAAAUGACCCAGCUGAGCAGUUACGAUAGUGGAAACCCAGACACCCCCGAGACUGAAGAUUCGGUUGAUAGUCAGGGAACUACAGUCCCAGCAGCACAACCACAGAGUAAAACCAAAACCCCUCGAGAGGAGGACUUUGAAAACAUCAAGCUCAUCAGUAAUGGAGCUUAUGGUGCUGUAUUUCUUGUACGUCACAAGGAGACCAGGCAGCGGUUUGCCAUGAAGAAGAUCAAUAAGCAGAACCUGAUCCUAAGGAACCAGAUCCAGCAGGCCUUUGUAGAGCGAGACAUCCUAACAUUUGCUGAGAACCCAUUUGUUGUCUCUAUGUUCUGUUCCUUUGAGACCAGGAGACACCUCUGUAUGGUGAUGGAGUAUGUGGAGGGUGGAGAUUGUGCCACACUGCUGAAGAAUAUCGGGGCCCUGCCAGUCGAUAUGGCUCGUAUGUACUUUGCUGAGACAGUCCUUGCAUUAGAGUAUCUUCACAACUAUGGCAUCGUACACAGAGACCUCAAACCUGACAAUCUUCUCAUCACAUCCAUGGGGCACAUUAAGCUGACUGACUUUGGCCUCUCUAAGAUUGGUUUGAUGAGUCUGACCACAAACCUAUAUGAAGGACACAUAGAAAAGGACACCAGGGAGUUUCUGGAUAAACAGGUAUGUGGCACUCCAGAAUACAUCGCCCCUGAGGUGAUUCUCCGUCAGGGCUAUGGGAAGCCAGUGGACUGGUGGGCAAUGGGAGUCAUCCUGUACGAGUUCCUGGUGGGCUGUGCCCCCUUUUUUGGAGACACCCCAGAGGAACUGUUCGGUCAAGUCAUCAGUGAUGAGAUCACCUGGCCAGAGGAGGAUGAAGCUCUGCCUCAGGAAGCUCAAGACCUCAUCUCCCAGCUGCUGAGACAGAAUCCUCUGGAGAGACUGGGCACUGGAAGUGCCUUUGAGGUGAAGCAGCACGCCUUCUUCACAGAACUGGACUGGAACAGCCUCUUGAGACAGAAAGCUGAAUUUAUUCCCCAGCUGGAGUCAGAGGAUGACACCAGUUAUUUUGACACUCGUUCUGAUCGAUACCACCAUGUGGAUUCAGAGGAAGACGAUGACACUAAUGAUGAAGAACAUGUAGAGAUACGACAGUUCUCUUCUUGCUCACCUCGCUUCAGCAAGGUGUACAGCAGUAUGGAGCGUUUGUCUCUGCAUGAGGAAAGGACUCCUCCUCCCACAAAACGCAGCCUUAGUGAAGAGGGAGGAGACCGCAUCGACAGCCUGAGUGGCCUGAAGUCCAGAGAUCGAUCCUGGCUAGUGGGAUCUCCAGAAAUGUGAACUGCGAAAGCGCUGUCAGUCUCCGAGUCUUCCCACACAGAAAGCGACUCAAGCCCACCUCUGACAGUCAGGAGACGCUGCUGCUCUGCCAUCAUUGAAAUGCCACGCUUUGCUAUCUGCUCAGAGGAAGAAGGUAAAGGCAGGAUUUUUGAGGGCCUUCAUAAUAGUCAGAACCUGCUGGGUCCUAGUGCUGCGAGGGGCACACGGUGUGAUGAUAUUCCCCUCGCUAUCCCAGAGCUCCCAGUAGACAGGGAGCCGAAGCUGGAGGAGUGUCCCACACCAAGUUCCACCUCCAGCCAGCUGAGCAAGGCCAAGCUGACGCCGAGCAGCUCAGGCGACAUGUGCGAACGGGCGAAUGGCAGUAAUGGUGCAGUCGGUGGAGUUGCCAAAGUUGCAGCAGACAGCGAUUCUCCAUCCACUCCAAAAGCCAUUAGCGACUUGGCAGCUCGCAGGGCUCGCCAUCGUCUGCUGUCUGGAGAUGCAGACAAACAUACAACCCCAAGCACUAGGCCACUUAACAAGGUCAUCAAGUCAGCCUCUGCCACCACACUGUCAUUGAUGAUCCCUGCAGACCACUAUGGAACCUCUCCACUGGCCAGCCCAAUGUCUCCCCACUCACUGUCAUCCAAUCCAUCAUCGGACUCCUCUCCAAGCCGAGACCUAUCCCCAGCUGUGAGCAGCAUUAAACCUGCCAUUGUCAUUCACAGAGCAGGAAAGAAGUACGGCUUUACUCUGAGAGCUAUCCGAGUCUACAUGGGAGACUCUGAUAUCUACACUGUACAUCACAUGGUCUGGCAUGUGGAGGUGGGAGGACCAGCCCACGAAGCGGGUCUAAGGGAGGGAGACCUGAUCACCCACGUCAAUGGGGAGCCAGUCCACGGUCUGGUUCACACAGAGGUGGUGGAGCUCAUAUUAAAGAGUGGUUCCAAAGUUGUCCAUCUCCGCCACCCAUUUGAAAACACAUCAAUCAAAAUUGGCCCUGCCCGAAAGACGAGCCACAAAUCCAAGAUGGCCAGGCGCAACAGAAAGACCAAGAACAAGGAGGGACAGGACAGUAAGAAGAAGACAUCUCUGUUCAGGAAGAUCACCAAGCAGGCGUCUCUCCUCCACACCAGCCGCAGUUUAUCCUCUUUAAACCGCUCCAUGUCCUCUGGGGAAAGCGGCUCCGGCUCACCAACGCACAAUUUGUCACCACGAAGCCCAACACAGGCCUACAGGUCCACCCCAGACUCCACCCACUCAGUAUAUCUCCUGCAUCAUUGUUCUCCUUCUCUGUUCCUCAGUGGGGGAAACUCAUCUCAAAGCAGCUCCCCCAGCUCCAGUGUCCCAAACUCUCCAGCGAGUUCCGGUCACAUCCGGCCCAGCUCCCUACAUGGCCUUGCUCCAAAGCUCCAGCGACAGUAUCUCCCUCGGCGCAAGUCUGCCGGCAAUAUCCCCCUUUCCCCUCUGGCCCGCACACCUUCACCCACCCCUCAAAGCAGCUCUCCUCAGCGCUCUCCCUCACCACUGCCCAGCCAUGCUCUGGGCCAGUCUACCAUGGGUCAGUCAUUCCCUGUGAAUCUUCACUCCUCCCCUCCUCUUGUAAGGCAGAUAUCCAGGCCUAAGAGCGCAGAGUCUCCACGCUCUCUCCUCAAACGGGUGCAGUCAGCCGAGAAACUGGGUGCCUCUCUUUCCAGCUCCCCGUUAUCUCCCUCUGGGGUAGCAGCAGUGGCAGAGAGGAAACUGGUGGUUGCAGCAACUGUGGGGAGCAGGAAACACAGUCUGGACAUCUCACAUUCAGAAUUUAAGAAGGAGAUGAUGCAGAGGGAACCGAGCUUACAAAGUCUUCAGGAGUCCGCCAGUGAGGGUCUCCUGUCCUCAUCAGGACAUAGUAUAGCGAAGGCAAGCCUGCAGACUCACUCCUCCUCAUCCGGGAAGUUAGGACGUGAGGAAGGGGAUGGUGCCCUUACUACAGUGUCCAGUUCACUGGGGCUGGCUACCAGGAAAAACAAACUGAAGGACAAACUGUCUGCCAUUCGCCAGGACAGGGCUGAGCGGAGGGAAUCACUGCAGAAGCAAGAUGCCAUCCAUGAGGUAGAUUCCUCUGAGGAUGAGACAGAUGAUGGCUCAGAGGAUAGCCAGGAUGGACGCAGGGGGACAAACUUCACCUCUCCUCCCUUGCUUAGGCCCACCACUGUGAGAACAGGGCCCGGAGGCACGCUGCCAUCCCUAUGCAUCUCCCCCUACACCACCCAUGCUACAUUCAGUCACUCAGGACCCUCACAGGUAGGCAGGCCCACUCCUUCACACACACUACCGUCCGUUGCAGAAAGUAAACCCAGUCAGAACAUCUCCUCUGCUGGAGUAAAAGACGGAGACCCGACCUCAUCUACAGAGGAAGUUGUAAGACAUGAGAGGAAGGUUCUACAGCUGACUAGUACUACAAAACCCACUUGGGGUCCCCUUCCUUUCUCCACUCCAGGCAGUGCAUUCAUCUCAGUUAGCAAAGACAGUUUUCUCAAGCCAGCUCCCCCACAAGAUUCAAGGAGUAUUAAGGGAAAGACUGCAUCAUUAGAGUCUAAAGCAGAAGAAGAAAGCCUGGACAGCCCUAAAACCACUGCCCCAUCUACAGCAAGUAUAGAUACUCCCGACUGCAGAACCACCACAAAUACCACAGAGUCCCGAACCACUGACAGCCAAGAGACUCCCCUCACCUCCUGUUCCUCUCCAGGCAUCCCCAAGGAGAAGAAGGAGGCUGACAACCGGAGACUAUGUGCAGCCGCGGCUGCUGCAAGUCUUAGUGCUUUGUCUUCAGCCACUUCCAGCUCCAGCUUAAGUUCAAGCUCUCCUGUUCCACCUGCUGAGAGCGGGGUAGACAGAGUUAUGUCCCAGCUUGCAACAGUAACUAAGAGUGUUCUGGGUCCUGUCAAACUCAGUGCUGUUGCAGAGAAGGGCGCAAAGGACCAGAAACCAUCUAGAGGUAGCACCUCAGAAGUCUCACACUCUGAACCCCUCUCCUUUCCCUCCAAACAGGUUGCAACCCUUUCCCCAACCAGGCAGAAAACAAAGUGUGUUGCUUCCCUGACCACCUCACAGAGGCUGGCCAAAACCUCCACCCAGAAAGACUGUACAGCCCCAACACCACCAGCUGGCAUGGAUGUCCCAGAAAGGCCCACACCAGGGUCUACAGGCAGAGAUAGUGCUACCACUUCUGCAUUUGCACGAGUUGGUGCAGCAGAGGCUCGGCACACCAUCAACUCACCCUUCACCACUUCUGCAGUGUCUGAGCCACAGUGCCAGAGGUCCAAAACCCCAACUCCCACCACUGCUGCCGCCAGUGCCAUGUCCACCUCCUUGCAAGACAAAGCCACCAGCAAGAAGACGUAGCAUCAAAACAGAAAAUACUAGAACAACGUGUAUCAAUUACACCACUCAGUGCUUGCUUGAGGUUUUAAAACUUACGCAGACUGCAUGUUUAGAACAUAUAAGUGAUUUCACACUAAUUCGAGUUUGAUUUCAAAGCAAAAAAAAGGUGUAGAAAGAGAGUUCACUGAAGCAGAGACAGAUGCAGUAGUUCUAGUUCUAUUCCAGUUUUUCUGUGUCUUUGUGUUGUUUUGAGUUAAUCUGGUGUCAUGACUCUGGAUCCUACUUUUAGAUGAAAUGCCACAAGGAGUUUGCAAAUAUGGAAGGGGCUAGAAAUAUAAAGACUUCAGUGGUCUAUACACACACUAUUAUAAAAAAGUAGGUACAUGACCCUUACACACACCUUUCUCACUCAUGGUCUUAUCAUGCUGCCUCAUUAUCUCUCACCUCGGUGUCCAAGAUUCAUUCACGCAAGUUCUUUAUUAAUCCUGCUGAACACACUUCUCUUCUUCCUCCUACCCAUCCUCUAACAAAAUGUCUACUCAGCCAUGACUGGAAGAAGAUUGUAUCUCAGCAAUAAAUCAUAUUUGUAGCAGUCUGUGUAAAUGCAUUUUUAUUAGGAGCACAUCUGUAUCAUCAGUGUGCACUUAACACACAACUAGCUUGGCCAAAUUAAAUUGUCCUCUUGAUGUAAUCCCUGGUGACAGUUUAAAUACAAAUAUCUUUAAUUUCUUCAUGUUAAUUGCACAUCAAAUUAUGUACAUGCUGGACAUUUUGCAAAGUAUGUCAUACUUUUUUUAGAUUAUCUGAUAAUUGUUUUGUUUCCAUUCUUUCAGAUGAUCAGUUAUAUCAUAUAAAUGUUAGGUACAGUGAUGUGAUUUUCACCUUUUACUCCGAACUACCAUUCAAACACAAAAAAAAUGAUAAUGAAGAAAAACUAUGUCGAUGCAUUUUUUGAAUUUUGCAAUAAGGACACUUUUUUUUGCUGAGUUUCCAAUACACAGCUGCAAUAUACCGACAUUAGCUCUAUAAAUGAGACAACAGAGGCACGACACAUAAAGAGAACAAUGCACAUUCUGUUUUAGGGUUCUGUCUAGUUAUUUUGAAAACAAUGACUGCCCAGAAAUAGUAUAGUGUACAUUUCCAAUUACUGUUUCCAUUUUGGAUCCUGGUUGACAAAAUACUAAUUUAUUACCUCAGAUGAUAGAAAAUUUGUUGAAACAUGUAUAUCUCUAUUUGUCUCUCAGUAGCAAAACUACAGCAGCAGAUUGUAUCUGUCUUUGGUUAUUACUUUUUCUGUAUGUUGGAAAAUAGAAUGAAAUACAUUCAAUAAGGGAUUUGCUGCACACUACUGACAUAGCAUUGCUCCUUGGAUGUCUUUUAUCUCUUUACCUUUUGACACACUUCAUCAGUGUAUUAGUACCAUAUGUAGUGAAGGACACAAGAAAUGAAAACGGGUGUGGAUUGAACUGGAUUUUAUUGACUCUGUCUUCGGCACUAACUUCCAAAUGCAGACAAAGCUUUGAAACUAAGUGGUUGUUUUGGAAACUCUGCUCAGCCACCACCUUUUUAUUUCUCGCCCCAUCAGCCUCUGAAGGCUGCUGUAGUUUUAUUUAUCUGGACCAACUUGCUGUGUUUUUUACCUCUAAUCCUGUAAGGUUAUGUGUGUGAGGGAAAGAGUGUGUGUGCUCAUGGUUAUCUAUGUAUAUACGAAAAAUAUUUCAAGUUCUGUUGUCUCUUUCAUACCCUCUGUGUGCUGCUUGCUUCUAUUUGUGGACAGAGCCCUUCACAUGUUUGGUGUAAAGCAUUUUUUUCCAGAAUGUUAUCAGCUGUCUGAUUUGAGAGAAAAUACAAAUAUCAGUAGAAGGAAAAUCAGGUUGAGAUGUUUGAACAGUGACUGUUGUGGAUCGUGUUUAAGCUUAGUUCACAACAUGCAGUAAACCUGUUAAAUUCAGUCGCGAUAAUUCAAA